Messenger RNA from Cavia porcellus (domestic guinea pig), 939 nucleotides. Its product is annotated as olfactory receptor 8K5-like. Gene Ontology annotation, biological process: G protein-coupled receptor signaling pathway; sensory perception of smell. The record is from RefSeq and is a predicted model, not a curated record. NCBI's taxonomy places the organism in Eukaryota, Metazoa, Chordata, Mammalia, Rodentia, Caviidae. Gene Ontology annotation, cellular component: membrane. The transcript has a single exon. Bases 1 to 939 code for a protein of 312 amino acids. Gene Ontology annotation, molecular function: odorant binding; olfactory receptor activity; G protein-coupled receptor activity.
AUGGGCAGACGAAAUCUCACGGUACCAACCGACCUCAUUCUGAGUGCGGUCUCCAGCCUGCCUGAGCUGCAGCUCCCCCUGUUUUGGAUCUUUCUUGUCAUCUAUGUUUUUACAUUGGUGGGCAACCUGGGCAUGAUUGUUCUGACCAAGCUGGAUGCCCGCUUACACACCCCUAUGUACUUCUUCAUCAGACACCUGGCUUACGUGGAUCUGGGUGAUGCCACUGUGAUUUAUCCUAAAAUGCUGCUAAAUUUUGUAAUGGGAAAAACCACCAUUUCCUAUUUUGUUUGUGCCACACAGAUGGCCUUCUUUGUUACAUUCAUUAUCAGUGAGCUUUUCAUCCUAUCAGCGAUGGCCUAUGACCGCUAUGUGGCCAUCUGCAACCCUCUGCUCUACAACGUCAUCAUGUCCCAGACACUUUGUCAUGUGCUAGUGGGUGUGCCCUACCUCUACAGCACCUUUGUUGCUCUGUUGAUCACUAUUAAGACGUUUAUAUCGACUUUCUGUAGCCUUCACAUCAGUCAUUUCUACUGCGAUGAUGUUCCUGUGUCACUUAUGCUGUGCUCAAAUGGUCGAGAUUUGGCACUGAUGAUCAACUUAUUUGCAGCUUUUAAUGUGACCUCCUCCCUCCUGGUAGUGCUAUUAUCUUACCUGAUGAUCCUUGUAGCCAUAUUUCGAAUGCAUUCUGCAGAAGGAAGAAAAAAAGCUUUCUCCACCUGUGCUUCUCACCUGACUGUGGUAGUGGUCUUCUACGGGACUAUUUUCUUCAUGUAUGUGCAGCCCAAGUCUGCUCAGUCCUCUGAUAUUGACAAACUGUCCUCUGUGUUUUACACUUUAGUGAUCCCCAUGCUAAAUCCAUUGAUCUACAGUUUCAGAAACAAAGAAGUAAAAAAUGCCUCUCACAGGAUCCUCAUGAAGAAGUUUAAAGUUUGUACUUAG